Messenger RNA from Phragmites australis (common reed), 1535 nucleotides. Its product is annotated as cytochrome b561 and DOMON domain-containing protein At4g12980-like. The record is from RefSeq and is a predicted model, not a curated record. The coding region runs from base 123 to 1301 and encodes 392 amino acids. The transcript is spliced from 3 exons. Lineage: Eukaryota; Viridiplantae; Streptophyta; Magnoliopsida; Poales; Poaceae.
UUCCCUCCCUCACCAGUUGCAGCUGCUUCAAGCCUUCACCUCCCGUUGCAUUCGCACCUCGAAUCAUCUGAGCACGAAACGAAGCAAGGCUCCAGUUGCUCAAACUACUACUACUAGUAGCCAUGGCGCGGUCGGCGGGCCACUCGGCGUGGCUCCUCCUCUUCGGGGCCGUGCUGCUCUUCGCGUCAGCCGCGACGGCGCAGGACUGCCUGUCCGCGACGUUCAGCUCCGGCCGGACCUUCGGGCGGUGCAACUUCUUCCCUGUGCUCGGCGCCAGCCUGCACUGGACGUACCACCCGGAGAACGGAACCGCCGACGUCGCGUUCCGCGCGCCGUCGGGCACCAACGGCUGGGUCGGGUGGGGCAUCAACCCCGACCGCGCCAACAGCAUGCCAGGCAGCAGCGUCUUCAUCGCCUCGCAGGACGGCAACGGCGUUGUGUCCGUCCUCAUGACCAACCUGGAGAGCACGGCGCCCAGCCUGACCAACGGGAGCCUCAAGUUCGACGUGCCCGUCGCGCCCAGCGCCGAGUACUCGGGCGGAGCCUACACCAUCUUCGCGACGAUUGCGCUGCCGGGGAACAACACGAACCAGAACACGGUGUGGCAGGCAGGGCCGCUCAGCGGCGGGGCCAUAUCGCGGCACCCGACAUCGGGGCCAAACUUGCUGAGCACCCAGAGGCUGGACUUCCUCUCCGGGGCGAGCGCCGGGGCGUCCAACUCCAGGCUGCACCGCCGUAAUACCCACGGAGUGCUGAAUGCGGUGAGCUGGGGCAUCCUGAUCCCCCUUGGCGCCAUCAUUGCGCGCUACCUGCGCGUCUUCGAGUCCGCCGACCCGGCAUGGUUCUACCUCCACAUCGCCUGCCAGUGCACCGGCUACGUCCUCGGCGUCGCUGGCUGGGGCCUCGGCCUCAAGCUCGGCAGCGAGUCCAUUGGUACCACCUACCAGCCCCACCGCAACAUCGGCAUUGCCAUCUUCUGCCUCGCCACUCUCCAGGUGUUCGCGUUGCUGCUGAGGCCUGACAAGAAGAACAAGUACAGGUUCUACUGGAACAUUUACCACCACUCCGUUGGGUACUCCGUGAUCAUCUUGAGCGCCAUCAACAUCUUCAAGGGGCUCAACAUCCUGAAGCCGGGCAGCGGCUAUAGGACGGCUUACAUCGUCGUCCUGGCGACGCUCGGCGGCAUCGCCCUCUGCCUCGAGCCCAUCACGUGGCUGAUCGUCCUCCGGAGGCGCAAGCGCGACGCCGACAAGUCGCCGGCCCGCGGCGCCAACGACGCCGGCUGGCAGCAGGGUGUAUAACGACCAGAUUUCCGUGUGCAUCGCACAGUCCGUGUGUGUGCUAGUUUUGCUGCGAGCGAUGUGACGUUGUUCUGAGAUAUUGUUGUAUCUUUCUUGUUACUGCUUCUGUAGAAUACGUCAUUUUUUUCUUUCUUCUAUUCUACGGCUCUAUGAUGGCAUUUGCACAAAUAUUUUGUUCUGAUCAUUGAUGUAUGGUUACUUUUUAUUUAUAUGCAUAGUGUAUGGUUUCGAUCA